CGUCAUCAUAACGCGACGGACUGUGAGGGUCAAUGAAGCCAGAAGAGGAGAUGGCUGACCGAAAACUCCUGAUACUGUUUGGGAGUCAGACAGGAACAGCUGAAGAUACGGCUGAGAGGAUUGGCAGAGAAGCCAAACGCCGGCAUUUUUCCUGCAAAGUGGAAGCUCUUGACAGCUACAAUGUGGCAAAUCUGAUUAAAGAGCCCUUGGUGAUAUUUGUCUGUGCAACCACAGGACAAGGCGAUCCUCCUGAUAAUAUGAAGAAUUUUUGGAGGUUCGUUUUUCGAAGGAAUCUUCCUCAAAAUUCCCUCUGUCAGAUGGAUUAUGCAGUCCUGGGCCUUGGGGAUUCGUCAUAUCCAAAGUUUAACUUCAUCGCCAAAAAACUUCAUAAGCGUCUAAUGCAGCUUGGAGCCAGUCCCAUCCAACCUGCGGCACUGGGAGAUGAUCAGCAUGAACUGGGACCAGAUGCGGUUGUGGAUCCUUGGCUGAAAGAUCUGUGGUUAAAGAUUGUGUCAUUGUAUCCUCUACCUGCAGGCCUCAGUAUAAUCCGUGACAAUGUGAUGUUACCACCAAAGUUUUCUCUUCACUUCCUGGAUAAGGAUUCAGCAGCACAGGAUAGUAAUGGCGAAGUCUUUCCAAGGCAGAGAGAUUGUAACACAGAAACGCCAUCAGAGUUGCAUCCGUUUCACGCACCACUUGUCACCAACCAGAGGGUGACGGCAAAGGACCAUUUUCAGGAUGUGCGUCUUAUCGAGUUUGACACAACAGGUUCCGGCAUUGAGUUUUCACCCGGAGAUGUGGUGAUGAUUCAGCCACGGAAUUCUCCCCAACAUGUACAACAUUUCUGCAGCCUUCUACGUCUGGAACCAGACAGGAAGUUUACUUUGAUACCCCAGGAUUCAGCCAUACCAGUCCCUGCGCACCUUACUCAGCCUUGCACCAUACAGUAUCUUGUAGAGAGGUACCUGGAUAUUUGCUCCGUGCCCCGACGCUCCUUCUUUGAGCUGUUGUCCCACUUCUCUCCAGAUGAGAUGGAGAGGGAGAAGUUGCAGGAGUUCAGUUCUGCUUCUGGACAGGAUGAGCUGUAUACGUACUGCAACCGACUACGUCGGACCACUCUAGAGGUUCUCAUUGAUUUUCCACACACUACCUGUUGCAUUCCAGCCGAUUACCUACUUGACCUCAUUCCCCGUAUGCGUCCGCGAGCAUUCUCCAUUGCUUCGUCCCUACAGGCGCAUCCUAAUAGAAUCCAGAUCCUCAUGGGCGUGGUUCAAUAUAAAACUAAACUGCAUGAACCAAGGCGUGGCCUGUGCUCUUCCUGGCUGGCUUCUUUUAGCCCUGAUAAGGGUAAAGUGCUUGUUCCUCUAUGGGUGAAGAAAGGCAGCAUGAAGUUCCCUUCAGAUCCAUUAAUCCCCACUGUGAUGGUUGGACCAGGGACGGGGGUGGCACCAUUCCGUGCAGCUAUACAGGAGAGGGUGGCACAUGGUAAACCAGGUAGCUGUUUGUUUUUUGGAUGCCGGGGUGAAUCAAAAGACUUCUACUUCCAUGAAGAAUGGGAAGAUUUGGUGAAAAAAGGAUUCCUGGAGCUGAUUACGGCGUUCUCUCGAGAUCAGGAGGAUAAAAUAUAUGUGCAACACAAAAUAAAGGAGAACGGACCACUCUUGUGGGAUUUAAUCCAUAACAAACAAGGCUGCUUCUUCAUUGCAGGAAAUGCUAAAUCAAUGCCAACAGAGGUGACGGAAGCGUUGAAGUCUGUGUUACAGUCGGAAGGUGGAAUGACUUCUAUAGAGGCUGAGCAGUAUCUGGUCAUGAUGGAGAAAGCUCGACGAUUCCAGUCUGAAACUUGGUCUUAAAGGACCCGUAUUUCACAUUUUGUUCCGCUAUGUAACCACACCAAGCGAGGAUAGACAGGAUCAGGGGGAAAUCUUCUAGUAUCAAUGAACACUAUCUGAUCAGGUACUUGGAGAGGACACUGCUGAGGUCUGAAUUCACUGUGGACUGAUAAAGGAGCUAAAACUCCAAAUGACUAUUUAUUGCACUGAUACCAGUUUAAUGAGCUACAGGAUAAACACCUCUCUAUUAGUAAAACACAAA
Messenger RNA from Bombina bombina (fire-bellied toad), 2094 nucleotides. RefSeq names its product NADPH dependent diflavin oxidoreductase 1 (gene NDOR1). Gene Ontology annotation, molecular function: flavin adenine dinucleotide binding; NADPH-hemoprotein reductase activity; FMN binding. The record is from RefSeq and is a predicted model, not a curated record. The transcript has 15 exons. NCBI's taxonomy places the organism in Eukaryota, Metazoa, Chordata, Amphibia, Anura, Bombinatoridae. Gene Ontology annotation, cellular component: cytosol. The coding region runs from base 33 to 1853 and encodes 606 amino acids.